Messenger RNA from Pistacia vera, 1233 nucleotides. RefSeq names its product probable beta-1,3-galactosyltransferase 8. Lineage: Eukaryota; Viridiplantae; Streptophyta; Magnoliopsida; Sapindales; Anacardiaceae. Gene Ontology annotation, molecular function: hexosyltransferase activity. Gene Ontology annotation, cellular component: Golgi membrane. The transcript is spliced from 8 exons. Bases 25 to 1233 code for a protein of 402 amino acids. The record is from RefSeq and is a predicted model, not a curated record.
CAGCUUGAGAACGAGCCUAGAAAGAUGAGUGGAAAAGCACUUUCAGGAAAAGUGAUUAUUGUUCUCUGCAUAGCUUGCUUUCUUGCAGGAUCAGUUGUUAGGUCAUGGACAAGUACUCAUCACACACUUCAGAAGAAUGAUGAUGAACAAGAAGAGCGAGAAUUUCCGAUCAUUCGCCAUCAUGUUUCGAAGCAGCUUGCAGAAGUUAGAAGUGAUUUUGACCCCAAGAAUCCUUCGCAGAAUUUUGUUGAAGGAAAAUCAGUAGAUAUCAUGGAAGAGGUCACAAGGACUCACCAAGCUAUCCAGUCACUUGAUAAAACAAUUUCAGCACUGGAAAUGGAACUAGCAGUGGCUAGAACAAGGAAUAUUGAUGGCCAAAAUUCAGUAGAAAGAGCAAGUACUAAUCACAGUUUACAGAAGGCUUUUGUGGUCAUUGGAAUUAAUACAGCUUUUAGCAGCAAGAAAAGGAGAGACUCGGUCAGAGAAACAUGGAUGCCUACAGGGGCAAAGUUGAAGAAAUUGGAGGAAGAAAAGGGUAUAGUGAUAAAGUUUGUGAUAGGGCACAGUGCCACACCAGGAGGUGUUCUUGACAGAGCCAUUGAUGAGGAAGAAGCUGAGUUUCAUGAUUUUCUGAGGCUCAAACAUGUUGAAGGCUACCAUGAAUUAUCCACUAAGACUCGCUUAUAUUUCUCCACUGCAAUUACCAUUUGGGAUGCUGAGUUCUACUUGAAGGUUGAUGAUGAUGUUCAUGUCAAUAUAGGAAUGCUAAUGAAUACACUUGGAAGGCACCGGUCCAAACCGAGAAUCUAUAUUGGUUGCAUGAAGUCCGGUCCGGUUCUCUCUCAAGAAGGGGUGAAAUAUCAUGAGCCAGAGUAUUGGAAAUUUGGGGAAGAAGGGAACAAAUAUUUCAGGCAUGCAACUGGCCAAAUCUAUGCCAUUUCCAAGGAUCUUGCUGCCUAUAUCUCCAUCAAUUCGCCCAUAUUGCAUAGAUAUGCGAAUGAAGAUGUUUCAUUGGGGGCAUGGUUCAUAGGAUUGGAAGUUGAGCAUGUUGAUGAUCGUUCAAUGUGUUGUGGGACUCCUCCAGAUUGUGAAUGGAAAGCAAGAGCUGGGAAUGUUUGCGUGGCAUCAUUUGAUUGGUCUUGCAGUGGAAUAUGCAAAUCAGUGGAAAGAAUGAAAGAAGUUCAUCUAUCUUGUGGUGAAGGAGAUGAUGCCCUUUGGAAUGUUGAUUUUUGA